CGUUUCGAGGGCAGGCAAAUGAUGUAGAAUGCAGAGACCGUACCUUAAUUGCUCGUAGCUGUGUAGACCCAGUGAUUCGUUUUUAAAAGCAUGGAGCAAACUAAACCGCUGCCGCAGAAGCUAUUCAUUUCUACUGUUUUGGAAAAUAAGGAUGAAUUAGAGGAGAAAUAUGAGAAGUGCUAUGCAUCACUGCAGUCACUGGUGUCUGGUCUUUCUGAGAAGGAGGCACAAAAUGCACUUAAUGCAGCUGUUUGCAAGGAUAAAGUACAUGAAGAGCUUUCUUUGGGCCUGCUGUAUGCAAUACUAACAGAACCUGAACGGGCACCUCGGUGGUAUCGUGAUCUUACUUUAGUUACCCGCGAUGGACUGGCACAUGUGCUUGCUAGUCUCACUCAUCUUGUUAUGGAACGAUACCUCAGACUUACUGAUAGAGCACGUUCCCAACUUUUGUGGCUUGUUCGAGAAAUGAUCCGUGCUUCUGUUGCUAAUGUGGACUCACUUUGUUGGAGCUUGCAGAGGCAUGCUGCAGGAGGAGAUGUCUCGCCUCGUAACCUUGUUCUUGUUGAAGCUCUGCUUGAUCUCUACACUGAAAACAGGGCAUGGCUGGAUAAGUUUCCGCUGCUGACUGCUGCUGCUGCUUAUACAUUUUUGCGUCUUAUAGAGGACCAUUUCUCACCAUCACUGGCUGCCCUGCGGCAGCGUGAAGUUACAUUCGUUGUGACAUUGUUACGAGAGCGUUUCUCAGAUUGCCUGGCCAUUGGCCGUGAUCUUGUACGAUUGCUUCAAAACGUUGCACGAAUUCCAGAAGUUGAGCAAUUGUGGAAGGAUAUUUUGCUGAACCCACGCUCUUUGUGCCCAACAUUCACAGGUGUCCUUCAGCUGCUACAGUCCAGGACUUCAAGGAGGUUUUUACAGUCUCGUCUUACACCUGAUAUGGAGAGAAAGCUGGUCUUCCUCACUUCACAAGUUAGAUUCGGUUAUCACAAACGGUAUCAAGAAUGGUUUCAAAGGCAGUACCUGGCAACACCUGAAUCACAGUCUUUACGCUGUGACCUAAUCCGAUUUAUUGUUGGUGUUAUUCAUCCGACAAAUGAAUUACUGUGUUCUGAUAUCAUACCACGAUGGGCUGUCAUUGGUUGGCUACUUACAACAUGCACAUCUGUUGUGACUGCUUCGAAUACGAAAUUGGCAUUAUUCUAUGACUGGUUGUUCUUUGAUUCGGACAAGGACAAUAUAAUGAAUAUAGAACCAGCAAUUUUGGUAAUGAACAACUCAAUGCGGUCCCAUCCAGCUGUAACUGCAACUCUACUUGACUUCCUGUGUAGGAUUGUGCCCAACUUUUAUCCUGCACUGGCAGAGAAAGUGCGUGCUGGCAUCUAUGCAUCCCUCCGUCAGAUCCUAGAUAAACGAGUACUGCCAUCAUUGUUUCCCUUGUUUGAUAACCCCAAACUGGAUGGAGAGCUGCGUGCUAUGGUCCACGAUGUCUUCAGGGAGUUCUGCCUGCCACCUUCUUCAGAAGGUAUUGGCUCAGAACGUUCCUUGUACUCUGUCUCUAGGCGUGCAUGGAUACAGCCAGGAGUCAAGUUAGAAGAUCCUGGAGUCAAUGUGAAGGAUGAGCCAGCUACCGUGACAGACCAGGAUACUAAUCACGAUGAUGCAGUGGAUGGUGAUGGGCCAACUGCUCCAGGUAGCGUCCAGCACAGCUCUGAACCAACCUUUAGUGAUGAUGAUGAGGAUCCACAGGGCUCUAGUUCUGCUCCAGUACUUACACCUGCCACAGUUCUCAGUCGUACACAUGCACCACGUCUGCACUCUCUGGACGAAGAAGAUGACGAUGACAUUCCCCUUGCAAAAGUUCGUCUCAAAGAGAAGCCAACUGCAGAUUCUGAUGCAGAUGCAGAUAUCAUUCAGCAGUUGGAUGGAGAUUUCCGGUUAGCUGUAGAGUCUCUACAUACUGAGACAGACAACGAAGCCAGAUGCCAGGCAAUGGAACGGUUGGUGCAGCUGAUAGUCCAGGAAGAUGACAUUGACUCUGAAACUACGGCUGUUCUGGGGCAGUGUCUUGCUGUUGUAUUAAAAGAGCAAUUUGAAGGAACAGUUUUCCCAGAGGAAGUCAGUGAUGAGAGCAUAGAGGACAGUAUUGGGAAGCCACUAUUUGUACUAUUACGGAAUCUUAUUCAGUUGCCUGAAGAUGAUAGCAGGCGGUUACCAUUGCUAGCAGUCCUUGCAGAACUGGCGCCCCAAGCACAACGUGUUGGCUACUUACUCCUGUACUUCCUGAAGGCCUGCAAACUGAAUGACGGAAAGGCAUCAGUCUACAAGGAUUUCUGCCAGACAAUGGACAAAAAGCUUGAAGAUUGCCUCCUGGAAGAUCUUAGGUUAUGCCAGGAAGAAGAUGUGAGGUUACUUGUGUGGUUGCUGCCUGAGGUAUAUGCACAGUUUCCUGCAGUCGCCGUGGGCAAUGCUCAACUGCUGCAACUAGUUGUAUCUGCAGUAGAUGCCUUGCAGUUACAGGAACUUGUCUGUCAUAUUCUCCAAGGACGCCUCGUAAUGUUUCGACAUGAUGGAUUUCGUGCUCUUCUUUCUGCAUCACUUUCAUGGGAGACGUUCGAGCAGUACUGUUUGUGGCAGCUUGUAGCAGCACAUGGCAUUCCAGUUGAUUACAUACUACCAAUUCUGCCACGCCUGGAAUUCACAAGACACGCUGAGGCUUUGACUUCUAUUCUUUUAAUGCUGAAGCAGGAAAGGCCAACAGAAGAGCUCCUUCGGGUAAUUCUAUCAAGAGAAGUACGAGGUGGGGAUAUGUUUGUUGUGUCAGCAUUACGAUGUUGGUGCCGUGAGCACGAGGAAUUGUUAUGUCGCCUCGUUGCUCAGCUACUGACACCUGUUGGAGGAACAAAUUCAUCACCUGGGAAACGAAAACGUGGUGGUGGGAAUCAGCAACCAGGAGGAAAACCAUCACCGAGUAGUGGUACCCCUCCUGUAGAGCAGGUACUCGGGCAUCUCGACCAUUUGCGGCAAUCCUGCAAACAAAAUGGUUGCCGACUGUAUGGGUCAGAGGUGGUACAAAGAGCCCUGUUGCAGGCACAGUCCCAGUGCAGUGAUCCACAGAGGAAACGUUUCUCUGACCUCUUUGCCCUUGCCGAAGUAGAGGAACUGGAACCCCGGGGUCGGAGAGGAGGUGGGGGAGGGGGUGGUCGUAAACCAAGAGGGAAAGGGAGGCAAGCAACUCGACCAUCUGAUUCUUCAGAAGAUUCUAGUGAGGAAGAGGAGGUGGUGAAGCCAAAGCAAGCGAAAAAGAGGAAAAAGACUAACCCAGUAGGCUCGGACAGUGACUGACCGCACAGUUAUGGUGAACAAAGUGUGUGGAGCUGGUGACAGAACCUCAAUGGUGCCCUUCUAUAUGACUGACAAAUUGGUGGCCAAACCAUAAAGUUGGUGUUGUCAAAGAAGGGCGUAUUAUUAUGACUUCAUAUUCUCUUGAUGGGCAUAGAUUUAUGGUGCUCUUCCUCUCCGAGUUGUUUUGCAGGGUAAACUUGAUCAUGUGUACAGUAACAUACUUUUGUAAAUAAAUGAACUGACCAUUUCGUGUGUCAGUGAAAACCCUCAUGUCUUAGUGUUGUUUUGGACCCAGACGGCAACAACAUUGACCCUUGUUUAUGUGUAACGUGCGAGUGAAAAACUGGAUUUGGUGUUCAGAGUGUUAACAGAUUUUAUAGUUACAAUUUAAUGACGGCAGAACGUUGGCAUGAAAAUAUUGCCACUCCAGAGGACACAUUCAUUCCUGCACCUUGUAGUGUUGUUCUACUAGGUGAACAUAGACUAUAUUUUAUGAAGAGUGGUUUAUUGUAUAUAUUUACAUUGUCAAGCACUCUUCUUAGAGUGGCUCAUUUCAUUGUCUGGAGUACGAUGCUGUUCAGUGUGCUGUUAAUUUUGACUGAAAACAUUUCAUCACGGAAACAAUAUAAGCUGUAAGUUUGAAACAUGUAUGUGAACAGUCACAAUUUGCAUGCAGCUAUUCCCUUUAGAUAAAUAAUCAUUACAAGUGCCUUGAUUGACAGAAUGUGGAAUAGCAUUUGGCAAGCUUUAAUAAAAGUAGCACCAUUUUAAAUUCAGAACUUGAGCUUCUGAAGAAAUUGCAAAUAUUUUUUUUAACAAUGUUAUUAUACGGGUGCAGUUCGCAUGGACUGUAAAGCAGUAAAUAAGAAUGCAGUAGUUUUUAGUAGCGUGCUAGAUCCUGAGUUUUUGCUGCUGCUAUAAAGAAUUUCUCCACGACGUAGUUUAUAUUUAUUAAACAUUGCUGACAGGUAAGAGCUAAUAAUCUUAUGGAAAUGAGAUAAUUCAAGACUAUACUGUCUAGCAUUUUAUGAAGAAAAAUUAAACAUGCUGUCAGUAAGUGUUAUCUUGUCAGUAUGUUUCCAGAUAAAACCUCACAAACUGUGACUGGUUCCAAGGCUACAUAUGUACAUGUAUAUGUGCAGAAUUCUAUCUUUAUUUGGAAUAAAUAGAAGUAAAUGUCGUAAGAGAAACUUAAAUUGUGAUAAAGAUGCAUGUAACAUUAAGACAGAGGAGUUACACAAGAGAAUCGUGCAUUCCACUGAGAUGUGAAUAAAAAUGAGAGGGCAUCAUCAUAAAAAAAUCAGUGCAACUUGUGUGCCUUCCCUGUUAAAACUGUCUCUUAUCUGCACUGUGUUAGUUGUUGGAUAUUUCCUUAUGAACUCAUACCAAGUGAGAUAAGAGAAUUGUAUAAAAUGAAGUUAUUCAGAUCAUACCUUGCAUUUAUAUGAUCUUACUACUUUGUUAACUUCUUUGCCGCGUGAAACUUGUAGCUCUAUUUAUUACAGUGUAAUUAUUGUAAAUAUUAACUUAGUAAGAGGAAAAAUUACAGUGAAAUUUUUCUUGUUCAAAUUGUACAGUACAUUUUCCACCUUGUCAUUAUUGUGAAAUUUUUGUAUUUGUGAUAUUUGUGAUGAAUCAAAAAUUAUCUUUGUAUUAAUGUUUCGUAUCGGACAACUGUUGAAAUGUAUAGUAAUUUUGUCAUACACGGACAGAUCAC
Molecule: messenger RNA, 5056 nt
Organism: Schistocerca nitens (vagrant locust)
Lineage: Eukaryota; Metazoa; Arthropoda; Insecta; Orthoptera; Acrididae
Gene: IntS3
Product: integrator complex subunit 3
Exons: 16
Coding region: 91-3339 (1082 amino acids)
Cellular component (GO): cytoplasm
Source: RefSeq, a predicted model, not a curated record